Molecule: messenger RNA, 417 nt
Organism: Hirsutella rhossiliensis
Lineage: Eukaryota; Fungi; Ascomycota; Sordariomycetes; Hypocreales; Ophiocordycipitaceae
Product: subunit 21 of mediator complex domain-containing protein
Exons: 3
Coding region: 1-417 (138 amino acids)
Biological process (GO): regulation of transcription by RNA polymerase II
Cellular component (GO): mediator complex
Molecular function (GO): transcription coregulator activity
Source: RefSeq, a predicted model, not a curated record
AUGGGGGACCGACUCACGCAGCUGCAGGAUGCUGUCGAUCAGCUAGCCCAGCAGUUUGUCGCAUGCCUGCACUUUGUCCACCGACGACACGACCUCGAGACGCUGAGCCCCACCGACAAGAUUCGCGACAUCAAACAGGAGCCGCACCAAAAGGAAGUUGAUCCGCUUCCCGCCGACGAGUUCCAAGCCGGUCUCAAGGAGCUCUCGAGAGACCUCAUUGUCAAGGAGCAGGAGAUAGAGUACCUCAUAUCCUCGCUUCCUGGCCUCGAUAACAGCGAGAAGGACCAGGAGCGAAACAUCAAGGAUCUCGAAGAGGAUCUCAAGGCUGCCGAGGCGCAGCGGCAGGAUGCGCUGAGGGAGAGGGACCAGAUCCUGGCUCAGCUCGACACCGUCAUUCGCAGUGUCCGGAGGCCUUGA